GUGAGGAACGUAAGGGCAGGUGAGAGUGGAGAUGAGGCAGUCACCAUGCAGCGAGAAGGCAAUGCAGUUCUGUUCCACCUGUAGCACCACUCACUCCAGACUCGAGAAUGUGAACACACUCUAAAAGCAGCUCAGGAAACAGAAACAAGACAGGAACACAAACAGGCUUGUAAGGCGUACUGUGCUGCAGCUGCUCGGCUGGUCAAGCGUACACUGUUGUGUGGUCUCAGCGUUCUGCAUGUACACAGGUCCGUAAUUCCAAGACAUUUCUGCAGAUACUACAGAAAUGGAGGUCAAUGUCAAUGACUUCUGUAGUAUUGACACACGUUCUGGCCUUCACAGUGGAGACUAGAUAAAAGUAUAUACACAUUGUUUCUCGUCUCUCAGUCCAAGUAAGCGGAAGUGAUCAGACAUAAAUGAGGUUUGAAUGAUCUGAUGUACCUGUAAGAUGGACCUGGGAGCGAAUGUGUGGCAUACCCAGGCGAUAGUGGACGCUGAAGUGGAGAAAGGUCCUGAGCUGCAAUGCUCCAUUUGCUUCACCACCUAUGACAAUGUCUUCAAAACCCCAAAACAGCUGGACUGCACACACACGUUCUGCCUGGAGUGUCUCUCACGCCUCAUGGCCAUCUGCAUGGACCCUCAGGAAAGCAAAAUCUCAUGUCCCUUCUGCCGACAUCUUACGACCAUCCCUGAAAAUGGCCCUCCGGCUCUGACCACCAGUCACGAGGUUCUGUGUCGUCUUCCCAAGCACCAGCAGCAGGAGGAGUCCGUGUGGCUCGAGGGAGACAAGCUGUGCUACAAGCGGCCAUUUAAAACAGGCAUGCCGGCUUUCUGCAUCUGCAUAGACAUUGGUGGCAGUGGGCAAGCCGCAGUUUCUCCACCUCAGACGCGUUCCAGGCCAGCCCUGAUAGACAGACUCACUAACUGGAAGAAGUUGCUGCUGUUUAUUGUAAUUACAGUGCUAGUGGCGGUGAUUGUGUUGUGGCCACUGCAGUGUAUCGUCACCACGGGAUCGAUGCGCUGUGUGCCUCGAUCCCCUUAUCCCAACACCAGCACCACUGCACCACGCACGCUGUGGGACGCCCAUAACUGACACAAACUGUCCGUCUUACACUCCUGAGACUGUACACUCAACAAUGAUGGGCAAGACAUAAAAAUAAAAGCUAUUAUUAUUAGAAACUGAAAAUGGGCUUUCAAAAGAUCUGUGUGACCUUUCAGUUCUAAUUAGUGUUCUUGCCAUGUCAUGUAUGCACUGUCAUGUAUGCACUGUCAUGUAUGCACUGGCCAUUCAUUCAUUCAUUCAUUUUUUUGUUCAGGGUUGUGGUGGAAUCCAAACACUGAACUCGAGGUAAGACUACUUGAUGGGAUGCAAGUCCAUCACCAAUACCACACACACACACACACACACACACACACACACACACACACACACACACACACACACACACACACACACACACACACACACACAGACACAGACACAGACACACACACACACACACACACAGACACACACACACACACACACACACACACACACACACACACACACACACACACACACACACACACACACCUCACCAGUCCACCUACCGUGUUGUUUUGGAAGGUGAAAAGAAAGCAGAGAACCCAAUGAAACUCACACAGACACAUGGAGAACAUUAAACUCUCCACACAGACAGAAACCUGAGUUCACGAUCAAACCCUGAAGCUGAGACGUGGUGACAUUUCCAACUGCGCUACAGUGAGCCGAGGGUAAUGCAAAUAUUUUCAUCAGCCUCUUGAGAUAAAUCAAUGGCUUUGAUCAGUAAGCACAGGACUGGAGUGAGUUAUUAUAGCACUAAUGAGAUGAUGAGGUACUGUAGCACCCGUGCACAAACGUACCACCAUUUAAAGGUCCAAAACAGUGGACUUCAGCACUUUCAUUAUCUGUGAUUGUAGAAACUAAUGUGAGUUUGUUUGCAUUUUUUUUAAGAUCCAAAGCCAAAAGAUUUUUUUUAACUGUAUGAAAAAAAUGUAAAAAAGAGAGAAAUUGUUGAUCUUGGAACAGUAUUUAAGUGGUUCUUUCCAGUGGGUGAGACAUCGCAUGCCAAAAUCCAUUAAAAGGUUAUAUUAACUUUUUGUAAGUGCACUAUGAAUAUCUUUGUGGUUUUUCAUACACACCAACAUUUCUGUAAUAAUUCUAUGUCUUGUAUCUGGUGUAUUUGUUCACAUUGUAUUUUUGACUGUAUCUCUUUUUGUUUUGUGUACAAAAUAGUAAAUGCUGACUAAACACCAACGUUCGGAGGAAAAAUGUCCAUGAUCGAGACUAAUGGUUCUGUUUUAAUAGUGUAAACACACUCUUUGCUGUAAACACACUCCUUGCUGUAAACACACUCUUUUUGCUAACUUUCUGUUAUGUGUCAGUAUCGGUAGCUCAGUUUCCCAUGUGUGACCUGAACUGAAACUCAGCCAGUCAAUCAUGACCACACACACACACACACACACACACACACACACACACACACACACACACACACACACACACACACACACACACACACACACACACACACACAGGGCACU
Tachysurus fulvidraco (yellow catfish) is the source of this 2565-nucleotide messenger RNA. RefSeq names its product RING finger protein 223. Lineage: Eukaryota; Metazoa; Chordata; Actinopteri; Siluriformes; Bagridae. The record is from RefSeq and is a predicted model, not a curated record. Gene Ontology annotation, molecular function: ubiquitin protein ligase activity. Gene Ontology annotation, biological process: protein ubiquitination. The transcript is spliced from 4 exons. The coding region runs from base 449 to 1093 and encodes 214 amino acids.